GCCGCGCUGCCACUGGGGCCUGGACUCUCAUCCGUUUUCACUUAUCUUCCCAUUCUGGAAACAAUUUUCGGGGACAUACCAGCUUAUUUAAAAUGGUUUCAAUGGAUUAUUCAAAACUGUUCAUAGGGAGAGUAGGUUAUAUAAAUCUAGAACAAACCAGAAGUUUUGUCAUUUUUAGACCCCAAAAGAUCAAAUGGCAAGGGUUAAUAGGCAUUUACUGGAAACUUAUUAGAAUGAGUUACAACAAUUAUCAGAGGAGAAGCAAUUACUGGGAGAGAGACAGUGCGGAGAGAGAUCCUUCCGGCCAAUUAGCCAGUGCAGUGAGUGCCCCUGUGAGCGCAGUGGACAUUCACAGGACAGAGCGGAGCGCCUGCAAAGUCCUAAUGAAAGCAGCCCAUCAAUAGCCCCUCCAUUCCUGGGAGAGCGUAAUGACAGUGUCCCUCCAGCGCUGGAAGUUGGAGAUGUAUAACGCGAGCGGCUGCCCUAAAGGAGCGACUACUGGUGCUGAAACCCUGCAUGGCCAAAUCAGACACCUGUGUCACCACUGCUGACCACACCCAAUCUGCACUCCUGGGAGUUGGUUAAACCGGACAUAGCCAUCACACACUCUCUCCAGAUACUGACCUGAGACUAUACUUCUGUGUCAUCCACUGUCGCUCACAAGGGUCAAAAUGAGUUGCUUCACAUUUCUCAAGGUUAUGAUGAUUUUGUUCAACUUCAUUAUCUUUGUGCUUUUUCCCCCUCUCUCUGACACAACAUUCCCUGCACGUGGCAUUUCAUCAAAGGAUUACCCAGCUAAAAAAAGAGAAUGCCAGAGUUGGCGGGUGGGACCCUUCUGGCCGUAGGGAUAUGGGUGACUGUGGAUGGGAGCUCCUUCCUCAAGUUGCUGGGGCCCUUCAGGGUGGAGGCCCUGCUGUUUGUCAAUGUGGGCUACUUCUGCAUCGCCAUGGGGGCACUGCUGGUGCUGCUGAGCGUGCUGGGCUGCUGCGGAGCCCACAAGGAGAGCAAGUGUCUCCUCAUCACGUUCUUUUCCAUCCUCAUGCUUAUUUUCAUCGCCGAAGUUGCAGCUGCAGUUGUCGCCCUGGUCUACUCCUCAGUUGCAGAGGACGUGCUCAUAUCAAAGGUGAAACCAACUCUGCUGGACCACUACGGCAAGGACCCAAAGGUCACAAAGGUGUGGGAUGCCAUGAUGUCUCAGUCAAAAUGCUGCGGUUUCAGCAACUACACAGACUUCUCAAACUACAGCCAGAAUGGCGACAGCUACCCAUCAGCCUGCUGUAGUGCUCACAAUGCCACCUGCAGUCAGGAGGCUGCAUAUCAGAGUAAUGUUAAGGGGUGCUUUGAACUGCUGUCAGUCAUAAAGAAGGAUGCAAAUAUUGUUGGGGGAAUAGCUGCUGGAGUCUGUGCUCUGGAGGUGGCAGCUAUGGGUGUGUCUAUGUACCUGUACUGUCAGUUGGACAAAACCACAAGAUGACACUAACUUUCUUUAAUGCUAUGAUGAC
This is a messenger RNA of Conger conger (European conger), 1502 nucleotides long. RefSeq names its product tetraspanin-1. The record is from RefSeq and is a predicted model, not a curated record. The coding region runs from base 809 to 1474 and encodes 221 amino acids. The transcript is spliced from 12 exons. Gene Ontology annotation, cellular component: membrane. Lineage: Eukaryota; Metazoa; Chordata; Actinopteri; Anguilliformes; Congridae.